GAAGUUGAAGAGCCGCUCGCUCGAGUGUCUGUCGGUGAGUCAGAAGAAGAAGAACAAGAUGAAGACGUGGUCGUUCCCUCUCCUCCUGCUGUCGGUCGUCUCUGCCCAAGACGCCUCUUGGCCAACCAUUCGACUGAACUCGCAGCCCGUGCAGAACCAGUCCGAGGCGACUCUGACGGCAGGCUCGCCUUUCAGCCUCAGCUGCCGCGGCAACGCGUCGUUGCGCUGGUCCAGCACGGCGUUCCGCUCGCCGUCGUUGUCGCGCGGCGGCGAGCUGAAGGUCUGGCACGCCCGACCGAGACACACGGGGACGUAUCGCUGCGCGUACGCCGACCGCAGCCUCGAACGCCUUCACGCCUCGGUGCACGUCUACGUCCGAGAUCCGUCGUCGCCCUCCGACGUCUUCGUCACGCCUCACUUCACGCCCGACGUCAGGGAGGGCGACGACUUCCUGUUCCGCUGUCUGCUCACCGACCCGUCGGUCACCAACCUAACCCUCCGAGUGAAGGAGGAGGGGCCCGGGGGGGGGCGGGAGCGGGAGCGGGACCUGCCCCCGGGCAUGAAGGUGAGCGCGGAUCCCCGCGCGGGAGUCCUCAUUCGCAAAGUGGACAGGAAGUUCAACGGACGCUACGUCUGCGCCGCCUGGAACAGCAACAACACGCGCGUGACGUCCAACACGCUGCACCUCAUCGUCACGCCGAGACAGCGUCAUCCUCCCGAGGUGUCACUGAAUCAGAGUGAGUUUUUCCGCGUGGUGGGAGAAACCUUUGCGGUGACGUGCGUGACGAGUAACCCCUCCCUCAUCUACGGCGUCUCCUGGACAUCCCCCAGCAGAGUCGAGGGCGCAAUCACGACACAGUCCCGUCACUACGUCGGCAACCGCUUUUACAUCAACAACACGCUGACCCUCGACGCCGUCGGUCGACAGCAGAGCGGACGCUACACGUGUACGGCGAGCAACGAGGCCGGCAACGCCACGGCGACGGCCAGGCUCCGCGUCUUAGGCGCUCCCUUCCUGACCGCCUUCCUGGAGGUGCGCACGAUCGCCCCGAGCGGCGCGGAGCCGUUCGGACGACCGCGUGGCAACGCGAGCGACGACCCGGUGACGAGCGAGCGGGAAGUGCUCGCUAACUUGAGCGCGGACGCGACGGCGGCGCGGCGGCUCAACGGCAGCCGCACGCUGGACGUGCUGGAAGGCGGCGACGUCACGUUGACCGUCACGGUGGAAGCGUACCCGCCGCUCACCGGCCUCGAAUGGAGCUCGCCGACGCUCGCGAACGGCAGCGCGGCGCACACGCUGAGCUACGCGGCCGACGGCUACAGGUCCCGAGCCAGCCUGCGGCUGCGUCGCGUGCGUGACGAGGAGAAAGGUCUCUACGCUCUCCGCUACGUUAACGCCGUCGUGAGCGGCUCCUUCAACUUUGACCUGCGCGUUCUUCGCGCUCCUCGGGGCGUCAUCACAAUGGAGAACGACACCCUGACCUGCAGCGGUUCCGGUUUCCCGCCGCCCGCCCUCUUGUGGUCGCAAUGCAGCGGUUUGGUGGAAACGUGCGGCGAUGUUGCGGCCGACGGCCCCGAGGACGUCGCCGCGCAGGAGGGGGAGGAGCCGAAGAAACACCUGGCCCUCCCGCAGGCGCUGGAUGAUGACAUCACCAUCGAGUGCGUGUCCACCAAUAGCGUGGGACGCUCGCGAGACGUCUUCUUCCUGCCUUCCGCGGGUUCCGGUGGGCGGAGCGUGCCGGCAACGCCCCUGGCGCUGGCCUCGGCGGCUGCGGCCCUAUUCCUCCUGAUCAUUGUCAUCCUGGUGUGGAGGAUCAGACGGCAACCCAAGUACGAGAUCCGGUGGAAGAUCGUGGAGAGUUGCUCCGGCAACAACUACACCUUUGUGGACCCGAGCCUCCUGCCUUACAACAACCUCAAGUGGGAGUUUCCCCGAGACAAGCUGCGCCUGGGGGGCGUGUUGGGGUCAGGGGCCUUCGGGAAGGUGGUGGAGGCCACGGCCUACGGCCUCGGCAGCCAGGAUGAAACGCGCGUCGCCGUGAAGAUGCUCAAACCGAGCGCUCACUCCGAGGAGCGAGAGGCGCUGAUGUGCGAGCUGAAGAUUCUCAGCCAUCUCGGUUACCACGACAACAUCGUCAACCUGCUGGGAGCCUGCACCCAAGGAGGGCCCGUGCUGAUGAUCACCGAGUACUGUUUCCACGGCGACCUGCUCCACUUCCUGCGCGUGCACGCGCGCCACUUUGUGGCGGACGUGAUGAGUCUGGAGCCGCCCGAGCGCGACGCCAAAUACUCCAACGUCAGACUCAGGAGUGACAGCGGGAUCUCAUGCUGUUCCCAAUAUCAGGAAAUGCAAUCAAUGCUUUCCCACUCAGGUGUCGAGCAAAGUGCAUGUUUGUGCGUUAGUGACCUGAUGAGGUUUUCAUACCAUGUGGCUCAGGGUUUGGACUUCCUGUCGACACGAAAUUGUAUCCACAGAGACGUGGCGGCGAGGAACGUGUUGCUGACCGACCGCCAUGUUGCCAAAAUCUGCGACUUUGGUUUGGCGCGAGACAUCCGCAACGACGACAGCUACAUCGUGCAAGGAAACGCGCGUCUGCCGGUGAAGUGGAUGUCCCCCGAGAGCAUUUUCCAGUGCGUGUACACGGUGCAGAGCGACGUUUGGUCUUACGGCGUCCUGCUGUGGGAAAUCUUCUCCCUCGGGAAGAGUCCUUACCCCAACAUCGCCGUGGAUACCAAAUUCUACAAGAUGAUCAAAGACGGCUGCCACAUGGAUCGGCCCGACUUUGCCCCGCCGCAAAUCUACCGGCUGAUGACAUCGUGCUGGAGUUUGGAGCCGACCGAGCGGCCGACGUUCAAGAUGAUUGGUCGGCUGAUGGAAAGGCUCCUCCCCUGUGCCAAUAAGGCGGGUCAGAGUGAGCAGCCGACGUACAAAAACAUCGACGAGCGAGGGGAAGAUGAAGAGACCGAAGAAGUGGACGGUGACGAUCCCUUGAAGGGGGAGGAGCAAGAGGGGGCCGCUGAAGACGAAGAGUCGAUAAAGAUGACGAAGCUGACGAAGAACAUCUACCAGCUGUCCUGAUGCUCUCGCCCAAUCAGCUCUGAUGAACCUUUCUGUCCUUGUCAUCGAUGACCACACGCUUUACAGCAGUCGGCGCUACGCCGAUAAAAAAA
Molecule: messenger RNA, 3171 nt
Organism: Hippocampus comes (tiger tail seahorse)
Lineage: Eukaryota; Metazoa; Chordata; Actinopteri; Syngnathiformes; Syngnathidae
Gene: csf1rb
Product: colony stimulating factor 1 receptor, b
Exons: 22
Coding region: 59-3079 (1006 amino acids)
Biological process (GO): positive regulation of cell migration; multicellular organism development; protein phosphorylation
Cellular component (GO): plasma membrane; CSF1-CSF1R complex; signaling receptor complex
Molecular function (GO): macrophage colony-stimulating factor receptor activity; ATP binding; cytokine binding
Source: RefSeq, a predicted model, not a curated record